Messenger RNA from Trypanosoma rangeli, 1749 nucleotides. RefSeq lists its product as uncharacterized. Bases 1 to 1749 code for a protein of 582 amino acids. NCBI's taxonomy places the organism in Eukaryota, Euglenozoa, Kinetoplastea, Trypanosomatida, Trypanosomatidae. The transcript has a single exon. The record is from RefSeq and is a predicted model, not a curated record.
AUGCUACGACUUUGCCUGCGUCAACUUUGCCGCACCCCCGUCCUUAAGGCAGGCGACUCUGUCAGUGCAUGCCUUACGAGCUCUUCACACUGCGACGGGAAACCUGCGUCGUUGGAGCGGCUGCUUGCGCCGUUCGUUCCCUUCACAUUUACUGCUCUCACGCAAAUCAGUCGUCAUGUUGAUGAGGAGCUUAUGGAGAGAGUAGCUGAGGAGGGGGGGCUGCGGAGCUUUCUCAGCAGCCAUCCGGAGUUGUUUGCCCUCUCCAAGGUGGGCAGCGUGUACGUGGCACGACGCCUUCAACACCGCAGUGCAGUGUUCACGCCUUCAGGUGAUGGCGCCAAUCCCUGUUGUCGUCAUAAAGAAACAGACACCCAACCAGCGACGCGGAGCCUGCAGAGGAGGGAAGAUUUUGGUCCAUUUCCAAAGAUACAGCGUGCCCCUUUGGAGGUGUUUCGCCUGUUCCCUACCUUUUUUCUGCCCACCGAGGCGUUACGGACACACCUAUGUGAAGUAUUUUCACUGGCGCCAUCAAACUCGGCAGUCAACGAGACAUUGGCUUCCACCGUGCCCCCCAACACGGGUCCUGAGGCUUUGGCGGACUUUUUUAUUGAGAAAUACGAGGAAUUUAUUGACGUUAUCGUAGUGAAAGAUACGAAUGUUGAGAGUGGAGAAGCGCAAAGUAAGAGUUUUGUGCGCCUCCGGCCGACUUUUGCAGAGCGUGCCGCAUUCUAUGAAAAGGAGCAACUGGAAAGUACAGGCAGCUAUGAGGGAUGCAUCAGUCACAUUAUGGAGGCGUAUAGAGUGGAGGAAUAUGAACAAUACCGUGUGGCUCGUCUGAUUCCUGUUGCGGAAAAGCUAUUUCCCAUUUCUGCUGAGAUGCAACAGCAGGCCACUGUGUUACUUCCGGAGGGACGAUGUUUAAUUCACGUAUUUGUGUCAGCACCGGACCUCUUUGAAGUGCAGAAUACACCAGAGCUGUCUGUUCGCUUUAUUCUUGACCCCCGCUUCCGACCGACCACUAUGUGCGCAAAGGCCGAUAUUGAAAGGCAGUUAGCUGAGAUUAAAGAAUCUCGCGUUAAACACGGUCUUAAAAUACCGAUAGACCGAAAAAAACGACGAACUUUAACGCGACAGCUGCAGUUUUACAUCCAACCUACACCGUACCUUGAUGAACGUGUUUGGGCCUACGCACUUCUGGAUCUGCUGCCGCUGGACGGUCCGCUAUUGUUGAGUAGUGCCCUCUCCAAGCUUCCACGGGAAAUGUUGGAUUGCUCUCCACCGAACGUGCAGCGUUUUCUUCUGAACUAUACACAUCUGUUUUGUGUGAUUGAGGGAGACCGUGAGAGACUGCUACAGCGUGCAGAUAUUCCUGCACCCGAGCAGCGUUCUGUGUCAAGUGUCGACACAGAAGAAAUACUGCUGGCGCUGUACAAUCUGUAUCCACGCCGUAGACAUCCUGACCGUGGUACUUGUCUUGAACGUUGUAUGUAUUCCAUGCCACCGCUGCUUCGCGCCCGGUUGUGCCAGUUGGACUUUGUAGAAGAUGUACUGCGUAAGCAUCCUGACAAGGUAGAGGUGCUUGGUGUGCUUGACGAGGAACUACUGAAGAGUGACAAGUCUUCAAAUAAGCGGCCACACAUGCUGCAGGUAUUUCGUUUCGUUGGGGAGUACCAGGCAGAGUUGAUCCGACGCUAUGAGGCAUUGUGUGCCAAAAUCGGCCAAGACCCCAACAAAGAAAGGUUGAUAUAG